AUGCAGAGACACAGUUCAAAGAACAGAAUGACUUUAGCAGCCAUCUCUGUGUCUGCUGCUGCUAAGCCGCCGGUCACGUGGGUUCGGGAGCGAGGCUGGCGGCUGAGGGGCGCAGGCGGCAGUAUGGCGGCGGCGCUGGGUGGCUUGGGCCUCUUGCACGGCCGGUUCAGGCUAGCCGCCGCGGCCGCUGCCACCUCCUCCACCCUCGGCCCCCGGGCUCCGGUGCGAGGAGGCGCCGCCGCUUUUCCCUCAGCCGGGAGGAGCUAUGGAUCGGAGGCGAAGGAGGAGGAGGAGCUGCGAGUGCGGUACCUGGAUGAAGAGCACAAAGGAAUUGUGGUGCUUGGGUUAAACAGAUCUCAUGCCAAGAAUGCACUUAACAAAAAUCUUUUAAAAAUGAUGUCAAAAGCUGUGGAUGCUUUGAAAUCUGAUAAGAAAGUACGAACUGUUAUAUUCCGAAGUGAAGUCCCAGGGAUAUUCUGUGCUGGCGCUGACCUUAAAGAAAGAGCGAAAAUGCAUUCAAGCGAAGUCGGUUCUUUUGUCUCAAAAGCAAGAGCAACUAUUAAUGAGAUGGCUAAUCUUCCAGUACCAACUAUUGCUGCAAUCGAUGGAACUGCGUUGGGUGGUGGCCUGGAACUUGCUUUAGCCUGUGACAUAAGAGUGGCAGCCUCUUCUGCUAAGAUGGGCCUGGUUGAAACAAAGUUGGCAAUCAUUCCAGGUGCAGGGGGAACACAGAGAUUACCUCGUACAAUUGGAGUAUCUUUGGCUAAAGAGCUAAUCUUCUCUGCACGCAUCGUGGAUGGUGAGGAAGCAAAGUCAAUAGGAUUGAUUAGCCAUGUGGUAGAACAGAAUGAAGCAGGGGAUGCUGCAUACAGACGAGCACUAGCUCUGGCAAGAGAAUUUUUACCUCAGGGACCAGUAGCAAUGAGAGUUGCAAAGCUGGCCAUUGAUCAGGGAAUGGAGGUUGACUUAGUAACAGGCCUAGCAAUUGAAGAAGCUUGUUAUGCUCAGACUAUUCCAACAAAGGAUAGAAUUGAAGGUCUUCUUGCGUUUAAAGAGAAAAGAUCUCCUCGCUACAAGGGAGAAUAAAAGAAGCAGAUGCCUUUAAAAUGAAAUGGGGUAUAUGUACAGAUAUGAGGACCACUAAGAUGCACUUUGCAUCUAUGCCUAGAAUAUUGCAACCACCAAAGUUAAAGCAAAUCAUACUGAUGUUCCAACAUCUUUUGUGUGUCCAUGCUGGGGCAGGAUAGAAAUGUGUGCCUACUUAAGCUCAUUACAGUAUCUGAAGGCCUUGUAUAGGCAAGGUCACAGGUUCAUACAGCAUUUUAAAUAUUCCAUAUGAAACUUACCAGUCUGUAAUUUAAAAAAGCUCUUUAAAUUCUUUAUAUAGACAAAACCUAAAUAUGAUGUGAAGUAUAAAUCCGGUUUAUCAUUUUAUCAAAUAUCAAAGUGACUGCCAAAAAAACAAAAAUAAAAAAUUGUACCAAAUAUGCAUUAAAAUGAUUCUGUAUAUCAGUAAAAAUUAUGUCUGAAUAUUCUACCUGAAUAUGUACAUUAUAAAUAAAGUGAAGAGAAAUGAAAAAGAUUAUUGUUUGAUAAAUGUCAAAUUUGAUUGUCUAACUUAUAUUAUUCUUAGUAAAACAAAGUUAACUUUUAUGAGAAUAGCACAUAAUGGCAUCCUUUUGGUGAAGUCAUGGCCAGUAUAUUCAUUUAAUUGUAUUAAAUGAAGAUAUCUUAGAGUCCUGCCUUACUAAUGCAUUAUUAUUCUUUAAACUGGCUUUGUCUUGCAUUCUUCCAAAAUAUCAUCUGAUCGGUACUGUCUGCUGUUAAGGAACUUUAUUUCACUUAUCUUAGUUAUUUUAAGUUUGUGGUGACUGUGUUAAGUACUUUUUGUGUGGGGAUAUGACUAAUACGCUGCUAAAAAGACUAGAAUUCUCUUCUAUAAAGGACCCAGAAUAUCCUUUAAGAAGAGUCUAAUAAUGCAUAUUUAUAUACAACAGGGAUGAUAAUGAAAUGUUCUUUGUUCUGUGGCAGCCUCAGGGUUCUUUUCCUACUUUGAAAGAGAAAUUCAGUAGGUUAUGAGGUGAGAAAACAGUGGUGAUUCAUACUGUGUAUUUGUUCUGAUUGUGCUAUAUACAAUAAAUACCUGAAAACAAA
This is a messenger RNA of Lagopus leucura (white-tailed ptarmigan), 2154 nucleotides long. It is a transcript of the gene AUH, whose product is annotated as AU RNA binding methylglutaconyl-CoA hydratase. Gene Ontology annotation, cellular component: mitochondrion. The transcript is spliced from 11 exons. Gene Ontology annotation, biological process: fatty acid beta-oxidation. Lineage: Eukaryota; Metazoa; Chordata; Aves; Galliformes; Phasianidae. The coding region runs from base 1 to 1086 and encodes 361 amino acids. The record is from RefSeq and is a predicted model, not a curated record. Gene Ontology annotation, molecular function: enoyl-CoA hydratase activity.